AUGAGCAAACUUUGGUACAAGCAGCCCGCAACUAGUUGGAAUGAAGCCCUUCCAGUGGGAAAUGGGCGCCUGGGUGCUAUGGUCUACGGCCGCACCGAAACAGAAAUGCUCCAGUUGAACGAAGACUCGGUGUGGUAUGGGGGUCCUCAAGACCGUACCCCCCAAGAUGCUUUACAAUAUCUCCCACGAUUGAGAGAGGCUAUCCGCACAGAAAACCAUACCGAAGCUGAGAAACUGUCCAAACUCGCAUUCUUUGCCAAUCCAAUUAGCCAGCGACAAUAUGAACCUCUCGGCACCCUUUUCCUGGACUUUGGUCAUGUACCGGAUCAAGUCACGAACUAUGAACGCGAAUUGGACCUUGAAUCUGCUACGGUGAAUGUGAGCUAUAGUUAUCGUGGGACGGAAUAUGGACGACAAGUCCUAGCAAGCUACCCGGACAAUGUUCUCGCCGUUCGAGUUGUCUCUUCGCCGAAGGCCGAAUACGUGGUCCGGUUGACCCGGAUGAGCGAGCUGGAAUUCGAGACAAACGAGUACCUGGAUGAUGUUUCUGCUUCAAAUGAUUCUAUCAUGAUGAAUGUUACACCGGGGGGCCGAAAUAGCAACCGUGCUUGCUGCAUUGUUCGUGUCCAAUGCGACGACGUGGGGACAGUCACCAAGGUUGGAAACAACUUGGUGGUUAAGGCUUCCGAAGCUCUUAUUCUGAUCGCAGCGCACACAACGUUUCGUCAUGGAUAUCCCAGUCAGGGAGUAUUCGAAGAUAUCGGGAGGGCACUUUGCUACGACGUCGCACAGCUAAGGGAGAGACAUGUCACGGACUACCAGGCGUUGUAUAACCGGAUGCAUUUGCAACUAUCCUCUGACUCGCCAAACAUUCCAACGGACAUACGGCUACAGACCGCUCGGGAUCCCGAAUUGAUAGCAUUAUAUCACAACUAUAGUCGAUAUCUUCUGAUAUCAUCCAGUCGCGAUGGAAACAAGCCCCUCCCUGCGAACUUGCAAGGCAUCUGGAAUCCCUCCUUUCACCCAGCAUGGGGCUCUAAGUUUACCAUCAAUGUCAAUCUGCAAAUGAACUACUGGCCCGCCAAUGUGUGUAAUCUGUCCGAAUGCGAGGCUCCACUGUUCAGCCUGCUCGAGCGCAUGGCAGAGACUGGGAAGGCCACGGCCCGUGUCAUGUACGGAUGUCGAGGCUGGACUGCCCAUUCAUGUACCGAUAUAUGGGCGGAUACCUCCCCAGUUGACCGGUGGAUGCCGGCGACAAUCUGGCCACUGGGGGGUGCCUGGCUAUGCUAUCACAUCUGGGAGCAUUUUCAGUUCACUCGAGACCACGCAUGCCUGCGGAAGAUGUUCCCUGUCUUGCGAGGAUGUGUGGAGUUUCUUCUUGAUUUUUUGAUUGAAGAUGCCUCUGGAGAAUAUCUGGUGACAAACCCUUCAGUUUCGCCGGAAAAUUCAUUCUAUGACCUCCAGGGGCAGAAAGGGGUGUUGUGUGAGGGAUCUACAGUCGAUAAUCAAAUUGUGGAUGCUAUUCUAGGCGCAUUCGAAUCUUCUACAGAGCAACUCGGCAUUUCGGAUAGCCUUCUUCCAUCGGUCCACGCGACACGAGGCCGACUGCCGCCCAUGAAAAUAAGCGAUUCGGGCUAUCUUCAAGAAUGGGCCGUUGAUUAUGCCGAGGUCGAACCUGGACACCGUCAUACCUCGCACUUAUGGGCGUUAUACCCCGGAAACGCGAUCAUACCCGCAAAAGAGCCUGACUUGGCGCACGCUUGUGGUGUGGUCCUGCGUCGACGCGCUGAGCACGGCGGCGGCCAUACAGGCUGGAGCCGAGCUUGGCUUGUCAAUCUCCACGCUCGGCUGUUUGAAGCUGAGGAGUGUAGUAAACACUUGGAUCUGCUCUUUGCCCAGUCCACAUUGCCGAAUCUACUGGAUAGUCAUCCGCCAUUCCAGAUUGAUGGCAACUUUGGCGGUGGUGCGGGAAUCAUCGAAAUGCUGAUACAAUCUCAUGAGCCAGGGUUGAUUCGGUUGCUUCCAGCUUGCCCAAAGGACUGGAAAGGGGCCAUUCGGGGAGUACGCGCGCGUGGAGGCGUGGAACUGAAUUUCAGUUGGGAUGCUAGAUCUCUUCUCUCGCUGACUGCCAUAAUACCAAAGUCUGGGGGACUGUUUACCAUUUGCUUCCCCUAUGGAGAUGAGACCCGCCUGGAAGAAGUUGAGGGUCCGGGUCAUCAUAUUAUAAUUGAGGCAUAG
This is a messenger RNA of Penicillium canariense, 2238 nucleotides long. RefSeq names its product glycoside hydrolase family 95 protein. Gene Ontology annotation, biological process: carbohydrate metabolic process. Bases 1 to 2238 code for a protein of 745 amino acids. Gene Ontology annotation, molecular function: alpha-L-fucosidase activity. The transcript has a single exon. The record is from RefSeq and is a predicted model, not a curated record. Lineage: Eukaryota; Fungi; Ascomycota; Eurotiomycetes; Eurotiales; Aspergillaceae.